Molecule: messenger RNA, 2748 nt
Organism: Corythoichthys intestinalis (scribbled pipefish)
Lineage: Eukaryota; Metazoa; Chordata; Actinopteri; Syngnathiformes; Syngnathidae
Product: CTTNBP2 N-terminal-like protein
Exons: 5
Coding region: 120-1868 (582 amino acids)
Source: RefSeq, a predicted model, not a curated record
CGUCUGUUGUUCUGGUUUGGAAGUAGGAGCGUCUUUGACAGCGAACUGCUUCCAGCGAACCCUUUUGGGAGCAACAAUUUCUGCAUUUGUGUGUUAUUUACGCGUGGAGACGUAAGUGUAUGAAGGAGGAGAAGAUGAAUGUGGAGGCUCUAAGCAGAGCAGAGCUACUGACACUCCUCAGUAUCUUGGAGGGAGAGCUUGAGGCCCAGGAGGUGGUCAUUCAUGCCUUUAGAGCUCAACACAAAGAUUCUUUCGUCCAAGAGCGUUAUGGCCAGUACAACCUCAGUGAUCCAUUUCUGGCUUUGCAACGGGACAGCAAAGUAGCAGAGAACCAAAGCAGAAUUGCUCAAACUCAUGCAGACCUGCAGGAGCAAGGGGUGGGCCCUAACCCUCUGGCUGUACUGAAACUGGUCAUGGCCCACUGCAAGAGGAUGCAGGAAAGGAUGAUGAGACAGUUGGCAGCAACUGAGAGCAGACACAAAAAGAUGAUAGGUGAUCUAGCGAAAGACAAACUACGGCACACCCAUGAAUCUGCGCAGAGUGACAAUUUUUCUUUGAUUCUACAAACCGAAAGAGAUGAACUCUUACAACAGCUUGAAAUUGAGCGAGCAGCCGUGCGGCAACUUGAGAGGGCACAGGAGGAGGCCAUGAGCCAGGCAGAGGACUCACUGACCCAGCAUCAACAGCUAUCAUCUACUCUCAGCCUGGAGCUCCAAAAAGCCAGCACCCGGGCAGAUGAGGAGGCUCACAAGGUCUUAGAGCUCCGUACUAUGUUGCAAGAGGAGACAGGAGCGGUGGAAAAGCUACAGAAGCUCCUUGAAGAGGAAAAAAACAGAUCAGCUGAGUUUGAGGCUGAAAAUAAGAGGAAGCUUGCUGAAUUUACCACUGAGCAAGUCGAAUUGAAAGCCAGACUCAUCAAUGAAGAGUUUAAGAGUAAGGAACUGAGGAGACAACUUGAACAUCUGAAAAAGAGGUUGGCUGAAACCAGUGAGCGAAAGGAGGUAUUGACAGUGAUAAACGAGUUACCAUCCAAGGUGGCAGUUGCAUCCACCGCCAUUCAGACGGAGCCUGAUGGGAAAGUUAUUGUCCCCGCAAAAGGAUCAUCACUGGUAAAGGUCAAUGGCCAUCACACUGUUAAAGAGACAGAUCAAACUCAGGAAGAAAGAGGAACAGAAAACGUAGGGAUACAGGAAAACGGGGCAGGGGCAAGUUUACAUUCUCCUCUCACUCCUCAUCCUCACAAUAUACCUCAAUCUCCGUCAAGCACAGCCUCUUCUUCCCUCUCCUCCUCUCCUAUUUCUUCACCAGUUUUGGUCAAACAUCUUAACAGCCCCGGAUUCCAUCAGUCCUCCUACCAGGCUGGAGUCAAUCAGCGAUUCCAAGCUGCCCGACACAAGUUUCAAACCCAGGCGGAGCUGGAGCAGCAACAGCAUGGUGGCCCUCUUUCCCCCAGGGACCUCUCACCCACCACCUCCUCCAUCUCUCCACCACCAGAACACAGUGCAGCCAAGCAGCUGGCCCGCAACACUGUCACACAGGUGCUGUCCCGGUUCACUAGCCAGCAGGCCGGUGUCAAACUGUCAAACUCUCCAUUUGGUACAGACUACCGUAAUGUAGCUGUGUCACCUCCUGGGGGGAGGUCACCUUCUGGGCAUUUAUCUCCAGGUAUCCGAUCCCCUCUCACUCCGCGAUCAGAGAGGACUCAUCCUCCUCCAAUUCCUCCUAAGAAGCCAGGUAUCAGUCAGACUCCGGGGUCCCCAAGUCAUUCCGCCCAGACCAGCCUAUUCCCAGAGCUUUCAGGGAACUGCGGACCCACCAGCUGCGGACCAGAUGGGACAACAGAGGCGGUUUUAUCUUCUACCAGUUAAUGUUUCAAUCACACUGACAAACCCUUUUCAAGUGCACACAAUUUUCUACUUGCCAUACAAGCUGUGCCACAUACAACCCAGUUGUUUUGGUUUUUUCGCACAGCUGCCUCUCUGGAGGCCUACACAGUCAGAAAGAUACAUUGAGCCAGAAAAUAUAAAAUUGCCUUUUGGCAUGUUCAGACAACUGCAAAGAAUGGCACUGGACGUUGAAUAAGGUGCAAGAUUUAAGAACCGUCUGUGAUGAUUAAUGCUGAUGUUGCGCACUGUGCGCAUUCCCGAUAUUAUACAGCAGUACAGUGAAUCUAUAAAUCUGACAGUUACACUUGCAGCAACUCUCACACCCACCCACAAACAUGCUGAAACUUCCGGCACUGCAGGUUAAUGCUGAACUGUUAAAAACUGUAUAUGGGAUUUAAGUGCCGUAGAUUUUAGAAUGCACGUUGUUGCCACUCAUCCACAUAUAGUAACUUGUAUUUUGAAGAAUAUUACACUGUAAAUCAGAUGCAGUCAAGUAAAUAACUGUACUUUUUCUAGUACACAAACUGCACUGCAAUACUAACGUGUCUGUUGAUCGCAAAGACCUCUACUUUAACCAAAUCUAAAUGGAUGUUUCAAGUUAUUAAGAAAAUUGCAACCAUUUAUUGGCUAUGGCAAAUUCAUUGUGUUUUAAUAGAUUUUUAAACGCUUUAGAAAUGUUUGUACAUACACUACUUUUUACUUAGAUUUACCAUCAAGAACACCUGCCGGAGUCUCUAAAUUCACUAACAUUCGCAGACGCAGCAAUCACAGAACAGGAGGAGCCAGUCAAUCAAUUUCUGACAAAAUAAUUGAAUAUUUUAGCAGACACAUAAAGGAGAAAUAAACUACAUUUUUGUGCUUA